ACCUCAUCGAAGAAGAAAGAAGCUUGAGUGCCUCUGUUGUCCCUCSGAUUUAUAUCCUCACUCUUUGCUUUUUCUGUCAUUCUGCGCCCAGGCCACCUGCUCGACCAUGGCUCUGUUGAAGUCCAGCAAGGCAAUCUCCAGUAUUGGGACUUUCUCCGCAUCCCUGGGAGUUUUGUCUACCCGUAACAGCUCAUGGUGGGGUGGAGUGCAGAUGGGCCCCCCUGACCCCAUCCUGGGGGUGUCGGAGGCCUUUAAGAGGGACACCAGCCCGAAGAAGAUGAACCUGGGGGUGGGGGCCUACAGGGACGACCACGGCAAACCCUUUGUGCUCGAUUGUGUCCGCAAGGCAGAGGCUCUGAUUUCUUCCAAGCAGUUGGAUAAGGAGUAUCUGGCCAUCGGUGGUCUGGGGGACUUCACCAAGUCCUGCGCUCAGCUAGCCCUGGGGGCUGACAGCGAGGUCCUCAAGAGUGGCAGGAACAUCACUGUCCAGACCAUUUCAGGAACCGGCUCUCUGUGCAUUGGAGCCAACUUCCUGUCUCGCUUCCACAGUGCGUCCCGUGACGUGUACCUGCCCAAGCCCUCCUGGGGGAACCACACACCCAUCUUCAGAGAUGCUGGCAUGCAGCUGAAAGCCUACCGCUACUACGACCCCUCCACCUGCGGCUUCGACUUCAACGGGGCGCUCGACGACAUCUCUAAAAUGCCAGAGAAGAGUGUGAUCAUGCUGCAUGCRUGUGCCCAUAACCCCACCGGUGUGGACCCCAAGCCUGAGCAGUGGAAGGAGAUCGCUGACCUGGUGAAGAAAAGGGACCUGUUGGUGUUCUUUGACAUGGCCUACCAGGGCUUUGCCAGUGGAGAUAUUGAUCGUGAUGCCUGGGCUGUUCGUCACUUCAUCGAGCAGGGCCACAAAAUUGUCCUGUCUCAGUCCUUCGCUAAGAACAUGGGCCUCUACGGUGAGCGAGUGGGAGGGUUCACUGUGGUGUGUAACGAUGCCGAGGAAGCUAAGAGGGUGGAGUCUCAGCUGAAGAUUCUGAUCCGGCCAAUGUACUCCAACCCUCCAAUGAAUGGAGCCAGAAUCGCUGCCACUAUUCUCAACACACCAGACCUUUAUAAAAUCUGGUUGGAGGAGGUCCACGGCAUGGCCAACCGCAUCAUCAAGAUGAGGGAGCAGCUGGCGGCCAACCUGAAGAACGAGGGCUCKACUCACAACUGGCAGCAUGUCAUCGACCAAAUCGGCAUGUUCUGCUUCACAGGCCUCAAGCCUGAACAGGUUGAGCGUCUGACUAAGGAGUUUUCAGUGUACAUGACCAAGGAUGGUAGAAUCUCCAUGGCAGGCGUCACUUCCAGCAAUGUGGGAUACCUAGCGCAUGGAAUCCACGCCGUCACUAAGUAAAAAGGAGAAUGCUGGGAGAAACAGCGGGGCACGGUGGUGCUGGACACAAUCCAAAUUAAAAUAACACCCUGAAAAAUAGCAUUUUUUGUCAUUUUACUCUCCCUGUCCUCUCCACCCACCCCUUACAGAGGAGCUGGACAUUCUUAAAGACUGUCAAUUGUUCAUCGUCAAGUUCAACUUUGACCUCAACCCUCCUCGCUGUAGGGAGGCCACCAUGUCAAAGGUUGUUUAGUGAUGGUCCAAUGAUCUGCCCUACAUUUGACUAAUGUCUGAUGUCUCUCUUCUACUCUUAUUUAUUGUAUGUUAAAGGUUAAUAUUAAUUAACUUAAUAAAUGGCUUAAUAAUGACAGGUUAA
This is a messenger RNA of Salvelinus sp. IW2-2015, 1748 nucleotides long. RefSeq names its product aspartate aminotransferase, mitochondrial. Lineage: Eukaryota; Metazoa; Chordata; Actinopteri; Salmoniformes; Salmonidae. The record is from RefSeq and is a predicted model, not a curated record. Gene Ontology annotation, biological process: L-aspartate catabolic process; biosynthetic process. Gene Ontology annotation, cellular component: mitochondrion. Gene Ontology annotation, molecular function: L-aspartate:2-oxoglutarate transaminase activity; pyridoxal phosphate binding.